AUGAGGUUCGGCCUGCUCCUAUCCGCGAGCCUGGCCUCGGCCACAUUCCGUCGUGGGAACGGCAUUAUAGCUCCCGACGGAGAUGACGACGAAGACGAUCUCGAGCUCGCCACGUUGACGGGUGGCAGUCUGCACCGCAAGCCCAAGACAGACAACCAGACGACGACGGGCUGGGGCACGUUCGAACAGCUCAUCGACCACGCCAACCCGGGCCUGGGCACCUUCAGCCAGCGGUACUGGUACGGCACCGAGCACUGGAGGGGGCCCGGGUCGCCCAUCUUCAUGAUGAACCCAGGCGAGCAGUCGGCCGAGGGGUUCAACAAGUCGUUCGUCGGCGACCAGCGGCUGCCCAUGCUCUUCGCCAAGGAGACGGGCGGCGCCGUCGUCAUCAUGGAGCACCGGUACUGGGGCGGGUCGUCGCCCUAUGAGAACCUGACGGCCGAGAACCUCCAGUACCUCACCCUGCAGAACAGCCUGCUGGACAACACCUACUUUGCGCAGAACCUCGUCCCGCCCUUCGACCCCAGCGGCCGCAGCUCCCCCGACAAGGCGCCCUGGAUCUUCUCGGGCGGGUCCUAUCCCGGCGCUCUGGCCGGCUGGCUCGCCGCCCUGGAGCCGGGCACCUUCUGGGCCUACCACGGCACCAGCGGCGUCGUCGAGGCCGUCGGGGACUUUUGGCAGUACUUCACCCCCGUGCUGGAGGCGACGCCGGAGAACUGCACUGCCGACGUCACGGCCGUGAUUGACCACAUCGACCACCUUCUCCUGCACGGCAGCGAGACGGACAAGGAGUCGCUCAAGAAGAAGUUCAAGCUCCAAGAGCUCGAGGAUGCUGAUUUUGCUGCCGCUCUGGAGAAUGGCCCUUGGUCGUGGCAGUCGGGCCAGUACUAUACCGGGACUGAGAGGCAGAACCCUUACUACCAGUUCUGCGAUUACGUCGAGAAUGCGUGGCCCAACUCUACAGAGGUCCCCGGCCCGGAGGGCGUUGGUCUGCACAAGGCCCUGGAUGGUUAUGCCCGAUGGGUCAAGGAGCUGCUCCUCCCUGGAUAUUGUGAAUCAUAUGGCUACGAUGACUGGAAGGGCGAGUACAACACGGGGUGUUUUGCCAACUCGAACGCCUCCAGCAUCGCCUACCACGACCUAUCGGUGGACAACUACGUCAACAGGCAGUGGAACUGGCUUCUAUGCAACGAACCUUUCAAGUUCUGGCAGGAUGGCGCCCCCGAGAACCGCCCUUCCCUGGUCUCCCGCCUCGUCGACGUGGACUACUGGGAGGCCCAGUGCGCCCUCUUCUUUCCCGAAGGAGGCUACGGCAUCGCCAAGGGCAAGACGGUGGAAGAUGUCAACAGCUGGACGGGUGGCUGGUCCGUCGAGAACACGACGCGUCUCCUCUACGCCAACGGCCAAUUCGACCCAUGGCGCGACGCCACCGUGAGCUCCAAGGACCGUCCCGGUGGUCCCCUCGAGAGCACGCCCGAGCUCCCCGUCUUUGUCCUCCCCGGCGGGACGCACUGCUCCGACUACUAUAAGAAGAACUGGGAGGUCAACGUCGAUGCAAGGCGUAUCGCAUACGAGGAGACGGCCAUCAUCAAGCUCUGGACCGACCAGUUUUACCUGGAGAAUCCGCACCACGGCAAGGGGAAAUGGUAA
Molecule: messenger RNA, 1650 nt
Organism: Geosmithia morbida
Lineage: Eukaryota; Fungi; Ascomycota; Sordariomycetes; Hypocreales; Bionectriaceae
Product: Serine carboxypeptidase S28
Exons: 5
Coding region: 1-1650 (549 amino acids)
Biological process (GO): proteolysis
Molecular function (GO): serine-type exopeptidase activity; dipeptidyl-peptidase activity
Source: RefSeq, a predicted model, not a curated record